UCCUUGAAAGCUCUAAAAAGUGCAGCAUGACGAACAGCCAAACGAGUGGGCCAUCCGAAGAUAGUGUCCAUAUUCAAAGACAUCUCAACCAUACAUUUAUCAGUCUGUAACAUCAAACGGUCAGGAUUCCAUCACAAACCGCGUCUCUGCACCACCUCCCUAUAUAACCCCGAAUCGAGCAUUGCACUCCCCAUCUAGUGCUGCUUCACCUCCUGAAUUUCCACUCCAAAAAGACAUAUUCAGUCUUUACAAUACAAACCGAAAAAAGAAAUGGCGUGGAUUGUUUCUCUCAAAAUCAUGCUGAUUUCGAGCGGCGUCGUUUUCAUGGCUUUGGCCAUGAAAGUCUCUGUUCCUUUGGUGUUGGAGUUCGUAGCCUGUCACCUUCCUCUCAUUUGGAGCUCCUUCGUCUCAUGGCUCAGGCCUCCAUAUCUCUUCGUCAUCAUCAACGGCAUCAUCAUUAUCAUCGCCGCGUCUUCCAGAUUCCAUCACAAUCAGCCGGAGACACCGUCACCUCCACCGAAGGUUUCGGAGGAUCACGGUUACGAAGCUAAGGUUCGACCGGAGUAUGGCAUUUUAGAGAAACCUGAACUGGCAGUGUACGAGCUGAGAGAAGAGAAGCCGUCUCUGUCGCUGUACGAGCUGAGAGAUGAGAAGGGGAUGGUGGAGUAUGAGGAGAGAGAGGAAGUUACGGUUAAAGAUGUGGAGACUGCAGUGGUAAAUGAUACUGUAGAAGACGAAGACGAGGAAGAGGAGGACUUUGUAAUCUCGAGGACCGAAUGGAAACCGCUGAGGAGGAGCGAUUCGUCGGAGAUUAUUCUGUAUCCGGCGGAGAAACCUCCGGUGAGGGCGAGGUUCGGUCACCGGAAACCGCUCAAAUCCAGUCCUGAAGGCGGAAGGGCUCUGAGGGUAUCGAAGCCAAAACGGCUCGAAACGCUGGAGAGCACGUGGAAGGCGAUAACGGAAGGCCGUUCGAUGCCGCUGAGCAGGCACAUGAAGAAAUGCGACACGUGGGAGAAUCACGGCCGUCAGAUAAAUCUGGGCCUGCUGGACCCGUCGCCGGCGGUGAAGAAAUCGGAGACUUUCCAGGACCGGACCAACCAGCAACUGCAAGGUCCAGGUGUCACAUCAUCGCCUGGGUCUGGGAAGCUACGGAAAGAGCCGUCGUUGAGUCAGGACGAGUUGAACCGCCGAGUCGAAGCGUUCAUAAAGAAGUUCAAUGAAGAAAUGAGGUUGCAGAGGCAAGAAUCGUUGAAGCAAUACAUGGAGAUGAUCGACCGUUGAACCCAUUGAUCACAGAGGUCAAAGAUAGUGUUAUUUGGGUCCUUAAUUUUGGUAAAUAGGAAGUAUUUUUUAUUCGAAUUUUUAAUGUUUGCGAAUAUAUUUUCAAGCAUAGGUAAGAAGGAUGAUGAAGUGUGUAAAUUCAUCCUUUACACAGCAGGAAAAAAUGGACAAAAAGAAGAAGAAGUCCCAAAAAAAAAAAAAAAGAAAAAAAGGAAAAAGAAAGAAAAAACUUGAGAUUUUUAAAAUCUUUUUAAAAUUUUUGUGUCAAAUUCUGUAGAUAGUUUAGUUGUGUGCAAAGGAAGCUAGUUAAGCGUGUAACUAAAGAUGGUCCAAGUAUGUUUAUUAUAUUUAUUAAAAUGAAUCAUUAGAUAAUUAUAUUUUCAA
Molecule: messenger RNA, 1665 nt
Organism: Ziziphus jujuba (common jujube)
Lineage: Eukaryota; Viridiplantae; Streptophyta; Magnoliopsida; Rosales; Rhamnaceae
Exons: 2
Coding region: 271-1281 (336 amino acids)
Source: RefSeq, a predicted model, not a curated record